CCCGUCGUCAAAUUCGUCAGUAACGCGCGAGCAUGGAUAGUGAAUUAACGAUCGCGUAGAAGAGCGCAACUGAAGCACGAAAGACGAAAACGAAAGAUUAGCUCGUUCGAAAAUGUGGUCAUUAAUAUUCGUAACAAUCUUAACAUUGGGUAGUGCUAUAUCGAAGACGGUGAAUCUACCAAGUAACGAUACGGAAUGGCAAUACAGCUUUGAAGUCGAUUACGAAAAUAAUCAGUUUUUAUUAGAUGGAAAAUCCUUCCGAUAUGUUUCCGGUAGCUUUCAUUAUUUUCGGGCACCUAGACAAUACUGGAGGGAUCGUUUAAGAAAAAUGCGAGCCGCAGGACUUAACGCUGUCUCCACUUACGUUGAAUGGAGUCUUCACGAACCAGAACCGGGUCAAUUUAAUUGGGCCGGUGAUGCAGAUCUAAUAAAUUUCUUAAAUAUUGCGCAAGAGGAAGAUUUACUGGUGUUGUUACGACCAGGUCCUUAUAUUUGCGCGGAAAGAGACUUGGGUGGUUUACCAUAUUGGUUGCUCCGUGAAAUACCAAAUAUUAAAUUACGUACAAAAGAUGCAGAUUACAUGAGAUACGCUACAUUAUAUUUAAAUCAGGUACUAGAAAUAAAACCACUUUUAAGAGGCAAUGGGGGACCGAUAAUUAUGGUUCAGAUAGAGAACGAAUACGGAAGUUACAACGCUUGCGAUACGGAGUAUAUGGACAUGCUAAAAGAAGUUUUUGUUAGACAAAUCGAAAAUAAAGCUCUUCUGUACACAACUGACGGUGCAUCUGCAUCUUUACUUCGAUGCGGAUUCAUACCUGGUGUAUAUGCUACUGUCGAUUUUGGAACAUCCGGCAAUGUGACCAAUAGUUUCCAAUCUAUGCGUCUUUAUCAGCCACGAGGUCCAUUAGUGAACUCUGAAUUCUAUCCAGGUUGGUUAACCCAUUGGGGAGAAACUUUUCAAAGAAUAAAAACGGAAGCUGUUACAAAGAUAUUGAGAGAAAUGCUUUCUAUAGGCGCUUCCGUUAACUUUUACAUGUUUUACGGGGGUACAAACUUUGGUCUCACUUCUGGAGCUAAUGGCGGAGCAGGUGUGUACAAUCCACAAUUGACUUCGUACGAUUACGAUGCUCCUUUGACCGAAGCUGGAGAUCCGACAGAUAAAUACUUUGCUAUAAGAGAUGUCAUUGGUCGUUAUUUGCCGUUGCCAAACAUGUCUCUCCCAACUGCAUCUCCGAAAGGUAAUUAUGGGCCAGUAUUAUUAGAACCGGUGCAGAAAUUGCUUGACGCUCGAUCUCCAUUCGUGGUGAUCCGGGAGACUGGAGAUCAGCCUAAAACCUUUGAAGCUCUUUCUGUGAAUCAAGGAUUUGUCCUUUAUGAGACAAACUUGCCAUCUUCUAUUUCGGAUCCGGCUGUAUUACGAGCAACGACCAAAGAUAGAGCGCUGGUUUAUGUGGAUAAUCGAUUAUGCGGUACUCUAAGUCGCAUAGAUAAGAUAUUUACUAUACCGCUGGAGAGUCCUUACGGUCGUCGCCUAAGUCUGUUAGUAGAGAAUCAAGGACGUCUAAAUUUCGGCAAUGAAAUUCACGAUUUCAAGGGUAUAUCGGAUGUAACUAUUAGCGGUACUCCGCUGACUAGCUGGAAUAUGACAGGAUAUACAUUUUCCGACGUAUCCUCUCUCUGGAAUAUGGCAACAAUACGCAUCGAGAGUGGAACUCUAAACAAUGGUCCGGUAUUUUUACGUGGACGAUUCACGAUUACUGGGCAACCACUCGACACAUUUCUGGAUACUACCGGUUGGGGAAAAGGAGUAGCUUUCGUCAAUGGUCACAAUCUCGGCAGAUACUGGCCAGUAGUAGGUCCGCAAAUUACCCUGUAUGUUCCAGCUCCUUAUCUUCGUACAGGCGAGAAUGAGUUGAUUAUGUUGGAAUUGGAAUAUGUAUCGCAAACAAGGAAGGUAAAGUUCCAAUCUGUACCUAACUUGGGUAGAGUGAAUCAAACUCUAAGCUUGAGUGAUUAAACACGAUUAUAUGGAAUAGAUUAUAUAUACUGGAUUAUGUAUUCUUUGCAUUAUUUGUUAUCCAAAAUAAUAGAACAUCUUAAAAUAUCACAUUUUUAAACUAGCCUUACAAAAAGCCUAUCCCUCUGUAGCUAAAGUUAUUUUAAAUUCUAACAACUGCGUCAUUUAUUCUUUAUGCCAUCUAAUACAGCAAUAUUUUUAAAUUCGUACUCGUAAUACGAAUACUUUCAAACAUUAUAAAUAAAUACUUG
This is a messenger RNA of Pogonomyrmex barbatus (red harvester ant), 2268 nucleotides long. RefSeq names its product beta-galactosidase. Gene Ontology annotation, biological process: carbohydrate metabolic process. Gene Ontology annotation, molecular function: beta-galactosidase activity. NCBI's taxonomy places the organism in Eukaryota, Metazoa, Arthropoda, Insecta, Hymenoptera, Formicidae. The record is from RefSeq and is a predicted model, not a curated record.